UUCUCUACCAUUCAGAUUUUAAAUCGCAUUUACUUUUGGUUGUUUUUCUUAGAUCCAUGUCUACCCAAGUUCCAACCCAUCAUUGUUUUCUUGAGCUUGGACAAUAUCAAGAAUCCUUUUGGCAGAUGUUUUUCCAGGUGACCUUUUUAAAGAGUGCUCAUGUCUGAUAUUUUAAUAGAGAAUACAGUGUUCUAUCAUUUUCAUGGUUAUUACAUGAAUAACCCCUUUUAUGAUCUCUGUACCCCUCAACUUUUACCGUGACUUCUUUUCCUGCAAGGAGUUGGGAACUCUGAAAUGGUAUUAAAGUCAAUUUAAUAACAUGGUGGCCUUCCUUGUAUACAUUUAUUCGUUGUGCAUGGUAUCGAGUAGCCAAUGUAAAUAGCAUGGAGUUCUGCAACUUUCUUGAGCUUUAAACGUGCUAAUGGAGAUGAAUAACAAGGAAACAGUGUCCAAGAUGGAUGGUUACGAAGUGAUAGAACAGAUUGGGAGAGGAACAUCGGGAGCAGCAUUUCUCGUUCUACACAGAUUGGAGAGAAAGAAGUAUGUUUUGAAGAAGAUUCGUUUGUCUAGACAAACGGAAAAAUUCAAGCGUGCAGCUCAUCAAGAGAUGAAUAUGAUUGCAAAGCUAAAUAACCCUUAUAUUGUGGAGUACAAAGAUGCAUGGGUGGAAAAGGAAUGUUUUAUCUGCAUUGUGACUAGUUACUGUGAGGGAGGAGAUAUGGCUGAGAUGAUAAGGAAAGCUAGAGGAACAUUUUUUCCAGAAGAGAAGCUCUGUAAAUGGCUGACCCAGCUAUUGCUAGCUGUGGAUUACCUCCAUUCCAACCGUGUUCUUCACAGGGAUUUAAAGUGCUCCAACGUUUUCCUCACAAAAAGCAAUGACGCCAGGCUUGGUGACUUUGGACUUGCUAGAUUGCUUAACAAAGAAGACCUUGCUUCCUCGGUUGUGGGCACUCCCGUCUACAUGUGUCCAGAGCUUCUCGCUGAUAUACCCUAUGGAUACAAGUCGGACAUAUGGUCAUUAGGUUGCUGCAUGUUUGAAGUAGCAGCACAUCAACGUCCAUUUAGAGCUCCCGAUAUGGCUAGACUUGUUAACAAAAUAAUCCGCUCAUCCAUGUCCCCACUACCAGUUGUGUAUUCCUCUACAUUGAAACAAAUGAUCAAGAGCAUGCUAAGAAAGAGCCCAGACCACAGGCCAACAGCUGCAGAGCUGCUGAGGCACCCCCACUUACAACCAUACCUUGCUCAAUGCCACAGUAUAUCUCCUGUUUUCUUACCUGUAAAGUCCGAACACAGCAACAAGAUUCGACCAAAAGGAAACCAACUGUCUAACAAAUUGAGUGUUGGAAAAGAGACCAAAGAUGGAAAGGCAAGGUCAUCAAGGGAGUUGCAAAGCGUUGGGGUUGGAAAAACAAAUGUAUUCAUUAAACAAGCAGCAAGUGAAACUGACACCUCUGGUUCUAAUGGAAUUAAAGUUGAGACAAAUGUGGUUGAUACCACGUGCAAUUCUGAGCCAACAUAUAGAGUAGAAAAGGGUUUUAGAGUUAUCCCCAAUUCUGUUGAACAAAUUGGAAAUGCCAACUCAGAAACUGCCUCGAUGCAUGUGUCAACAGAUUAUCAUGAAAAUAGGAAGCAAGGAUCUGCCUCUAAGGACUCCCAGAUAAUGCAUGAAGAACAGCAAGUUGCCAGAGAAGCCAACACAAAGGUUGGGAAUGCUAGUGAAAAACUUCACAAGAUAAUGGCAACAACGUAUGCAAAUUGCAACUGUUGUGAAAUGGCAUCCCAGUCAAAUAAAAAUAACAAAUGUGAGCGUGGUGUGGUGCCCAGAUGCUGUUCACAAACUAUAAUGAUCCCAACACAUUCUUCCACAGUAAGGGUAUCACUGGCAAGUAAAAUCGCAGAUCUUUGUGAAAAUGAAUUCAAAGGAAGAGAAGAUAGUCUUGUCUCUUGUAAGAAGACACAGAAAGAGGUUAUUUCCAACUCGAAUGGAUUUGCUAGCAACUUCACUUCAGCGAGUAUGCCAACUUUGGUACAUGGUGAUGAGACAAGGACUGAGUGGGAUCCUCCAAUCAGGCAAAGAGCUGAAGGUCUAGAGUCACUACUAGAGAUUUGUUCAAAGUUACUAAAACAAGAAAGGUUUGAGGAACUUGCAAGAGUGUUGAGACCUUUUGGUGAAGAAGCUGUGUCAUCAAGAGAAACAGCAAUUUGGUUGACUCAAACCCUAAUGAAUAUUUGCAAAAAUGUUAGUGGAAAAGACUCAAAAGAGUCUAUGUAAUAUAGCCUAGUUGUAUUACGUACCAAGCUGCCUAGUUAGCGAUAAAUUUCCUGGUGGCGCUUUUCUGUCAGUUUUAUUUAUUGAUAAGAACCAUCUAUAUACAGUUUGAUAGGAAUAAAUCCGAAGUCAUGACUCAUA
Molecule: messenger RNA, 2410 nt
Organism: Juglans regia (Persian walnut)
Lineage: Eukaryota; Viridiplantae; Streptophyta; Magnoliopsida; Fagales; Juglandaceae
Product: serine/threonine-protein kinase Nek6-like
Exons: 13
Coding region: 422-2272 (616 amino acids)
Biological process (GO): protein phosphorylation
Molecular function (GO): protein kinase activity; ATP binding
Source: RefSeq, a predicted model, not a curated record